UUUUCGAGAAAGAGGAUUCUCAAAUAUCUAGUGAGCCGGUAGGCGCCCUUUCGGUUAAGCGCUAAGCUCCUUGAUGCGCUCGGUCGUCCUCAAGAAUCCGCGCAUCUCGGCCCUAUCCUCUUACCGGCGCUGCGGCGACUUUUCUUCAGUACGCCGGCCGUUCUCGUCCUCUUCCCCCUCUACGCCCAUCGACACACUUAACACCAACCUACGCCCCUUUCCUGAGUACACCCCUAAGAAGCUCAGCAUCACCGACGCCAAACUCGUCCACAACCUCACCACCGCUCUGAAGCAGCGACGUCCCCACUCCCUCGAUCGCACUCUCAUCCCCUUUGCCGACCGCCUCCGAUCCGACCACCUCGUUUGGGCUCUCUUCCAACUCCGCUUCCACCCUGCUAUCGCCCUCUCCUUCGUCCGCUGGUUCCGCGGCAAAACUCGCUUCGUCGUACCUGCCGAGGCUCAAGCGAUCGCCGCACACCUCGCUCUUGUCUCUGGCCGGGUAGGCGCCGCUCGCCAGCUUCUACGGCAGGGAAUCGCUUCUUAUAGGAAUUUCAUCGAACAGGUCAUCUACACUUACCGCCAUUGGUCGUUGGCCCCAGAGGUUUUCGAUCUCCUCUUUCGCGCUAUGGUGGAGCUCAGAAGGAUAGAAGAAGCCCACUCACUCUUUUUCCACCUCACUGCUUUUGGGGUCGUUAUCUCAGUGGAGUCCUGCAAUGCGUUCCUCUCGCAUCUUCCCGUUGAUGCUGCUCUGAAUGUUUUCGUUGAGUUCCCGCUCUCUGGCGUUAGGUGGAAUACCAAUUCCUAUAAUAUUUUGAUAUGUGGGCUAUGCAGAGUGGGGAAGCUGGUGGAGGCCUGCGAAUUAUUGCUUAAAAUGAACUCUGAGGGCACUGUUCUGCCAGACGUCAUCACCUAUAGCACCAUUAUCGAUGGGUAUUGCCGUUCCGGGGAACUUCAGAGAUCCUAUGAUUUGUUUCAAGAAAUGCGUUCCAGAGGUUUGAAGCCAAAUGAGUUCACUUUUAACAGCAUAAUGGCCCUUCAAUGCAAGAAGGGGAUGGCUGUGGAGGCAGAAAGGUUACUUCUUGUGAUGGAGAAUGAAGGUGUGGUUCCUGAUUCUGCUGUCUACACUACUUUAAUCAGUGGAUACUCUAAUAUUGGUAGCCUAUCUGCCGUGCAUCGCCUGGUUGAUGAGAUGAAGGAUAAAGGGUUAGUUCCUGAUGCUGGGACAUACACUACUUUAAUUAGUAGCCUCUGUCGAUGCGGGAGGAUCAUUGAUGCUGACCUGCUCUUCCAGGAAAUGCUCAGAAAAGGAUUAAGUGCUGAUCAAGUCACUUAUACCGUGUUGAUUGAUGGAUAUGCUAAGGAUGGCAGGAUGCAGGAGGCAUUUCGACUGCACGAGGAGAUGUUGCAGGCUGGCUUGAUGCCAAACAUUGUGACUUACACUGCUCUUUCUGAUGGCCUGUGCAAGCAGGGGGAGUUGGAGGCUGCAAAUGAGCUUUUGCAUGAGAUUUGUCAAAAAGGAUUGCAGUUGAAUGUAUGUACAUAUAACUCACUAAUCAAUGGGCUUUGCAAAUCAGGGAACAUAGAACAGGCUAUGAAGACCUUAGAGGAGAUGGAAGCAGCAGGACUUAAUCCAGAUGCUUACACUUACACUACUUUGAUGGAUGCUUAUUGCAAAAUUGGUGAGUUAACUAGAGCUCACGGUCUCCUUAGGGAGAUGUUGGAUAAAUGCAUCCAACCAAGCAUUGUCACUUUCAAUGUCUUAAUGAAUGGAUUUUGCGCUGCGGGAAAGUUAGAAGAUGGACAAAAGCUUCUUGAAUGGAUGUUAGGAAAGAAGAUAAUGCCCAAUGCAGCUACCUAUAAUGCUUUGUUAAAGAAUUACAGCAUGGAGAAGAACAUGAAAGUUGUGACAGAAAUAUAUAGGGGGAUGCAUUCUAGAGGGAUCUUGCCAGAUGAGAGGACAUACAAUAUUCUGAUCACGGGGCAUUGCAAAGCAAGAAACAUGAAGGAGGCGUGUUAUUUUCACAAGGAAAUGAUUGGGAAAGGUUUUAGAAUGAGUGCUACCUCAUACAAUGCACUUAUUGAAGGGUUAUACAGAAAGAAGAGGUUUAUGGAGGCAAAACAAUUGUUUCAAGAGAUGCAAGAUGUUGGUCAUGUCGCCAAUAAGAAUAUAUAUAAUCUUUUCAUAGAUUUGAGCUACAAUGAAGGGAAUAUUGAACGGACCCUCGAGCUUUGUGAUGAAGCAAUAGAGAAAUGCCUUAUUGGAUCUUAAGUUUGCGAAAUUUGAUGUGUAAAGGAAUAGAGAAUACUUUGAAUGCGUAUUACAAUGUUUUGGUGUGCUCUGGAACAUGAAAUGGAGCCGAUUGUGCCAACCGGAUGAAUGAGCUAUCAAAUUGUUGGAAAGUGCACUGUGCCUGACCACAAUUUCCAAGCGGCUGAUUUUGUACUCUGGUGAGCGGUAAACGACUUGAUUUGUUUUCGACUUUGUCCUGAAGCUUAGAACUUCCAUGAGGCAAAAGCGUAGCAUUCUAUGAUAUAUUUUCAGAUUGUAAUUUGAUGUUAGGAAGUGGCGUCAUCAAGAAAUAAGCAACCACCAGUACUAUUGGGAGGAAAUCCGAGGAUUAUGUGAAAGAAUUGACAAAAACUGGUGGAGUGUGAUCAUGUCCAGGUUCUAGCAUCAAAGUUGCAGAUGUAAAUGAGGUAAGAACAGUGGAAUGAGAUUAGCUAAUAUCAUUGAGAGCUGGUUAGAAUGGUGAAGCAGUCUGUCUUUUUGCAUGGCCAAACUUUUGAACUCUGAAUUCACUCCAGCCUAUGUUACACUGGAUAAGUAGAUAUCUUGUAUGCAUUUCUUAUGUGAAAAUGAAUUAUUAAUAACUCGGCUAAGAAGUGAGAACAACUUUUGGUGGCUUAUUAAUCUACUAAUGAUCACAUGACUAGUGAUUUGUUGAAUAUUGGUCACGUAUAUGUAUGUAAAGGCCGCCUUUUCUCA
Molecule: messenger RNA, 2986 nt
Organism: Dendrobium catenatum
Lineage: Eukaryota; Viridiplantae; Streptophyta; Magnoliopsida; Asparagales; Orchidaceae
Product: pentatricopeptide repeat-containing protein At1g05670, mitochondrial
Exons: 2
Coding region: 74-2269 (731 amino acids)
Molecular function (GO): protein binding
Source: RefSeq, a predicted model, not a curated record